AUGGACCCCUUUCCACAUUUCACACCGCGCCGUCAAGUCAGACGAAGCGACGAUGUAUCUGCAUACGAGCCUUUUGACACCAGCCAAGAGCACCCUGGACUUGGUAGGCCCAUGGAGAGACAACUUUGUGACGUCUCAGAGAUUGCCGCACUGCUAGCGUGCUUUGGCUGCAGCAUCACUGGCUUGAUCUGUUCUUUCCAUCCAGCGACGGCAGCAUAUCUGGGACAAAAGUAUCAGCUUAUCAUCGUUGGCUUGAUGCUGUCUCUUAUGUACCUUUGCACCAGCAAAUUGACAACAAUUGUGUUUCUGCAACUCGAAACAAGAUGGGCGAGUCUCCUCCAGAACUACGAUUCGAUUAUUAAGCGAAGUGUUUUGGGUAGUCUUCUGAACAGGCAACAAGCAAGCCAACGAUGGACAUUACUUCUAGCGUCAUCUCUCGCUUUCCCACUCCUUCUCAGCGUUAGUUACAAGACAUUCGUUGGCGGCAAGAUCACCACCGUACUACACACAAGUGGGGGAGACUAUGGGCUUACCGGCCCUGGCGGUCUUGCUAAUUUUUCUGCCGGCUCUUCUCUCAUGAUCAACGCGACAAUCCCAUUCAUGUCCACCCACGCCACAGAGCUACCCUUGCCACCCCACCCAUUCGGGUUCAACAUGUUGUUGUUGGAAAACAGCUCAGUCGCCAUGCUCGAUGCACCGAGUUCAUCUUACAUCAAUGCUAUACGAGAAAACCUUCACAGCGGGCAGCCAUAUACUGUGGCGGCGGAAGUCAAGGCUCUAGCAUGGCACCUGGACCCCGAAGUUGAUCAACAUCGGAAUGAUGAAAGCUGGUGGAAUCAGUUUUACGAUAAAGGUUCGGCUAAGGAACCCGUGUACAUCUCUCUUUAUAAGUGGCAUAAGUGGCAUAAGUGGCAUAAGUGGCUGUCGACUCUGUGGAAGGACGAUCAGAUCUCGGACUUUUUUGUUCUUCUUACUCCCCAUGAGAAAGACAGAAAGGUGAGGCCGACGAAGGAGAGGUUUCAAAAGGAAGCACUUAAGUUCGCUAGCCAACAUCUCAUUUGUGAUGGCAAAUGGAGGAUCACUCGCAGCACCGUCGAUCUUAUCGCGGGUGACUGCACUAGAAGAUUCGAUACACAGCUCCCUUCCGGCUGCAUAGCUUUACACCUCAACGACGCUGUAUUCCUGCUUGGAGACUUUCUUGGUGAAUUGGAAACAGGGAAACUUGACGAAAAAGGCAAGGUUCGUCUUACAGCUGUUGUUUCGUCGUUAUUCUGGUCUCGACUUGCUGCGUACUGUGGCAUUGAUUCUCCAACAAAUCACUUGUCGCGGGAUGACCUAGCUCAGUUCAAGUAUCAUAGGGCAGACCAAGCCUGGAAGACAGGUGUCGUGCUCAAACGCAGCCCUCUUCUGGCACUCGUUCUUCUGGCUCACCCGAUCGUUGCCUUGGCACUCCUUAUCGUCCGCAUUUCUUUUUGUUCGGCAUCUGUAUCCGGUGGGUUUGGUCUCAUCAGUGUCUUAGCGGGCCAUAGGUCCAAUGAAGGGGAUAUCUUAAGCGGAGCAGGGUUAUCUGGGGAUGCAAAGGAUGCCAUUGAGCUGUCCUUCGACACACGCGGCGGGGCGUGUGAUUACGGAGGUGAAAGACUAGGGUUUCAGCUGAGGAAGGCAACAAACCUAAGGCAUCGAGAUCAAAGGAAACUGGUACCUAAAGUCAAGUAUCACUGA
This is a messenger RNA of Fusarium coffeatum, 1722 nucleotides long. RefSeq lists its product as uncharacterized. The record is from RefSeq and is a predicted model, not a curated record. The coding region runs from base 1 to 1722 and encodes 573 amino acids. The transcript has a single exon. Lineage: Eukaryota; Fungi; Ascomycota; Sordariomycetes; Hypocreales; Nectriaceae.